UAUCAAGAGGAACUACAACAUGGCUAAGAACUUUUCGGUGGCAUGGCUAUCGCAGAGCUCUCAGCCCGACUGCGGCCCCGGUUUAGAGGCUGCUCUGGCGUCCACGCUCCAAACCAAACAUGCUUCUUACAUAGAGAGCCUACGUUCUGAUGACGAUGUCAAGGAUGUUACCAAGAUCCCAUCUUCACCAACCAAUAGCUGUGGUUACACUUCCGGUUCGGAGAGUGAGGUCGGUGAUGACAGUGAGCCAGAAUUGGGCCCAAACCGUCGGGUUAGAACAAAAUUCACUUCCUACCAGAUUGCUCGGCUGGAGAAAACAUUUUACAAGCACAAAUACCUCGGGGCAAGCCAGAGGAGGAAAAUAGCUGAAAAGCUCCAUUUGUCUGAAACUCAGGUGAAAACAUGGUUUCAGAACAGAAGGAUGAAGCUGAAACGUGAGGCACAGGACACCCGGGUGGAAUAUUACACCCCGGCACUGCUUGCUCCUUUGGUUUUGCCACCACCACAAUUUCAGCACCAUGCGCUGGCUGGACAGCGACUCGUUCUUCCGCCUGCUGCCGCGUUCCCGCACUUUACCCCGCAACUCACCCGCACAGUGUCUCUGCACCAGCACACAGCACCCCGAGCCAUGAUUCACCCGACACUCCUCUCCUCCUGUUACUACUGACCAAACAGUCACAUGAAGGACUUUAGA
Molecule: messenger RNA, 694 nt
Organism: Hemibagrus wyckioides
Lineage: Eukaryota; Metazoa; Chordata; Actinopteri; Siluriformes; Bagridae
Gene: ventx
Product: ventral expressed homeobox
Exons: 3
Coding region: 20-667 (215 amino acids)
Biological process (GO): regulation of DNA-templated transcription
Molecular function (GO): DNA binding; DNA-binding transcription factor activity, RNA polymerase II-specific
Source: RefSeq, a predicted model, not a curated record